GAGGAAGGCGAGGGGGUCUCCGCGGUGGGCGGCCUUGGACGCUACAACUGCGCCCCCCCCCCCUCCGCCCCGCAGCCGAUGCCCAGGGAAGGGCGACGCGAUGGGCUUCCUGCACCAACUUUAUCUCCUGCUAUGGAAGAACGUGACGCUGAAGCGACGCAGCCCGUGGGUGCUGUCCUUCGAAAUCUUCAUCCCGCUGGUGCUCUUCUUCAUCCUGCUGGGGCUGAGGCAGAAAAAGCCCACCAUCGCGGUGAAGGAAGCCUACUACACGGCAGCACCCCUCACCUCGGCCGGCAUCUUGCCCGUCAUGCAGUCCCUGUGUCCCGACGGGCAGCGCGAUGAGUUUGGGUUCUUGCAGUACUCCAAUUCCAGGGUGACCCAGUUGCUGGAGCGGCUGAAGGAGGUGGUGGAGAAGAGCAAUCUGUUCGACCCGGAUCAUGCUGGGCCGGAAGAGGAGUUGGAGUCUCUCCGGCGCCACCUGGAGUCUCUUGGCAGCAACACCGGGCCCAGCCCCGUGGAGCCCCACUUCACCACCCAGGCAGCCCCCGGCUUCUCCCUGGACUCCGUGGCCAAGGACAAGACGGAGCUUCACCGUUUCCUCAUGCAGAACCUCUCCUUGUCCAACGAGACGGUGGGGCUGCUCACAGGCUCCAGCAUCAACCUGAGAGAGGUCUACCGGCUCAUCUUUGGUGUGUCUCCCGGCUUUGCCGACAACUUUGGCCUAGUGGACAAGCGGCAUCACCCGGAGAGAAGCUUCCUGGGCAACCUGAAGAUGAUGGAAGAUGGGCUGGUCCGGCAAGCGCUGCGCCGCCCCCCCAAAGGCGCCCAGCGGAAGGCCAUCCUCCGGCUCUUCUCCCACGCUUUGGGCCUGGCCAGCCCCGUGGCAGAGUCCCCCGGCUCCGACAGCCCCCAGACCUUUGUGAGGGAUGUGGAGAACAUCCUUUUCACCCCCCCUGUGCUGGAGAGCCUGACGUGUCGCCAGAACCAGGACGAGCUGAGGCGCAUCCUGGCCAUCCCAGAGAGCCAGCAGCCUCUCCUGCGGGCCUAUCGUGCCUCUGUCUGCAACCGGAGCACCAGCCUGCGGGCUGACUACUUCAGGCAGCUGGCCGUGGAGAUGAAGGACCAGCUGGAAGCUCGCAAGGUGGCUGAACAGCUGAAGCUGGACGAGGUGAACCACACCGUGGCCCAGAGCCGCCUCCAUGCCCUGCUGGAGGACCUGAUGGAAAUGGAGAAGGUGCUGAAGGACCUGGACAUCCUCUCCGCUCUGGCCAAGCUCCUCCCCAAGGGAGCCUGUGCCGCCAAAGUGCCCCCCAUCGCCCCCAACAGCACUGGCUCAGCUGUGAACUUCACCUCUGGCACCAAUUCCAGCUCCGAGGAGGGCCGGGCCGAGAGCGAGGCGCCAGCCGAGGAUCCGCAAGGGCAGUGCUCGGCGUUCGUGCAGCUCUGGGCCGGCCUGCAGCCCAUCCUCUGCGGGAACAACCGGACGAUUGAACCCGAGGCCCUCCGGCAGGGGAACAUGAGCUCUUUGGGCUUCACCAGCAAGGAGCAGCGCAACCUGGGCCUCCUGGUGCACCUCAUGACCAGCAACCCCAAGAUCCUGUAUUCGCCCGUUGGCACCGAGGUGGAUAAAGUCAUCUUGAAGGCCAACGAGACCUUCGCCUUUGUCGGGAACGUGACGCGGUACGCCCAGGUCUGGCUGAACAUCUCAGCUGAGAUCCGGGGCUUCCUGGAGGAGGGCAAGUUGCAGCAGCGGAUUGCCUGGCUCCAGCAGAUGGCGGCAGAUCUUCACAGGCACCCCGAGAUCCUGAACGUCUCCGACAGCACCGUCUUCCAUAACUUCAUGGAGAGCAACUUGUCCCUCUCCAACACCAGCACGCUUCUCCAGCAGCUGGACACGAUCGACAACGCUGCCUGCGGCUGGAUCCAGUUCAUGUUCAAGGUCAGCGUGGACAUCUUCAAGGGCUUUCCAGAUGAAGAGAGCAUCGUGAACUACACCCUGAACCAAGCCUACCACGACAACGUCACCGUCUUUGCCAGUGUGAUCUUCCAAACCAACAAGGAUGGCAGCCUCCCUCCUCACGUCAUGUACAAGAUCCGCCAAAAUUCCAGCUUCACGGAAAAGACCAAUGAGAUCCGGCGGGCGUACUGGAGACCCGGUCCAAACAAUGGGGGGCGUUUCUACUUCCUUUAUGGCUUUGUCUGGAUCCAAGACAUGAUGGAGCGUGCCAUUGUCAACACCUUUGUCGGCCGCGAUGUGGUGGAGCCUGGCAAUUACGUGCAGAUGUUUCCCUACCCCUGUUACACCCGUGAUGACUUCCUGUUCGUGAUUGAGCACAUGAUGCCGCUGUGCAUGGUCAUCUCCUGGGUCUACUCGGUGGCCAUGAUGAUCCAGCACAUCGUUGCGGAGAAGGAGCAUCAUCUGAAGGAGGUGAUGAAGAUGAUGGGGCUGAAUAAUGCCGUCCACUGGGUGGCGUGGUUCAUCACAGGCUUCGUCCAGCUGUCCAUCUCGGUCACUGCCCUGACCGCCAUUCUCAAGUACGGGAAGGUCCUCAUGCACAGCGACGUCCUCAUCAUCUGGCUCUUCCUGGCCGUCUACGCCGUGGCCACCAUCAUGUUCUGCUUCCUGGUGUCCGUGCUGUAUUCGAAGGCCAAGGUGGCCUCGGCCUGCGGUGGGAUCAUCUACUUCCUCAGCUACGUCCCUUACAUGUAUGUGGCCAUCCGGGAGGAGGUGGCCCACGACAAGAUCACCGCCUUCGAGAAGUGCAUUGCCUCCCUGAUGUCCACCACGGCCUUUGGCCUGGGCUCAAAAUACUUUGCCCUCUACGAAGUGUCUGGCGUGGGCAUCCAGUGGCACACCUUUAGCCAGUCCCCCGUGGAAGGGGAUGACUUCAACCUCCUGCUUUCCAUGAUGAUGCUGAUCAUUGACACUGUGGUCUAUGGGGUGCUGACGUGGUAUAUCGAAGCCGUGCACCCAGGGAUGUACGGGCUCCCUCGGCCUUGGUACUUUCCACUGCAGAAGUCCUACUGGCUGGGAAACGGGCGCACCGAGGCCUGGGACUGGUCAUGGCCCUGGUCAAAGAGGACCCAUCUGAGUGUCACAGAGGAGGACCAAGCCUGUGCCAUGGAGAACAGGAGGAUGGAGGAGAGCCGGGGCAUCGAGGAGGAGCCCACCCACCUGCCCCUGGUGGUCUGCGUGGACAAACUAACCAAGAUCUACAAGACCGACCAAAAGCUGGCUCUGAACAAGCUGAGCCUCAACCUCUACGAGAACCAGGUGGUCUCCUUUCUGGGCCACAACGGCGCUGGCAAGACAACCACCAUGUCCAUCUUGACCGGCCUUUUCCCUCCGACCUCCGGCUCGGCCACCAUUUACGGCCACGACAUCCGGACGGAGAUGGACCAGAUCCGGAAGAACCUGGGCAUGUGCCCGCAGCACAACGUCCUCUUUGACAAGCUGACGGUGGAGGAGCACCUCUGGUUCUACUCGCAGCUGAAGGGCAUGGCCAAGGAGGAGAUCUGCAAGGAGAUGGCCAAGAUGAUCGAGGACCUGGAGUUGACCCACAAGUGCCACUUCCUGGUGCAGAUGCUGUCCGGAGGGAUGAAGAGGAAGCUCUCGGUGGCCAUUGCCUUCGUGGGGGGCUCACGGGCCGUCAUCCUGGACGAGCCCACAGCCGGCGUGGACCCUUAUGCCCGCCGAGCCAUCUGGGACCUCAUCCUCAAGUACAAGCAAGGAAGGACCAUCCUCCUGUCCACCCACCACAUGGACGAAGCGGACCUGCUGGGCGAUCGCAUCGCCAUCAUCUCCCAUGGGAAGCUGAAGUGCUGUGGGUCGCCCCUCUUCCUGAAAAGCACCUAUGGGGACGGCUACAAGCUGACGGUGGUGAAGAAGCAGUCGGACACCCGGACCAACAGCGAGACGGGGCUCCCCCACAGCCCGCCCUGCCCCUCCGCCACCAGCCCCUGCUCCGAGGAGCGAGUCAGCCAGUUCAUCAAGAAGCACGUGGCCUCCUGCCUCCUCAUCUCCAACACCAACACGGAGCUCUCCUACAUCCUGCCCAGCGAGGCCGCCAAGAAGGGCUGCUUCGAACGGCUCUUCCAGCACCUGGAGCACAGUUUGGAAGCGCUGGACCUCACCAGCUUUGGCCUGAUGGACACCACCCUCGAAGAGGUCUUCCUAAAGGUCUCCGAAGAGGACCAGUCGCUCGAGAACAGCGAUGCAGAUAUCAAGGAGUCCAAGAAAGAGGCUUCCCCGCAGCCCAGUCCCCGCCUUGGCCCCAAGCCCCAGGCCAACGGCCACCCGCUCCCAGGGCCGGCAAGGCCCACCAAGCCCGAAGUGGAUCUGGGGAACCUCCUGAACUGCUCAGACUUGGCCGAGUCCCAGGCAUCCUUGCAUUCCUCCUCCUCCUCCUCCUCCUCGGCCGGCUCCGUGCGGGGCGAGGACGGUGGAGCUUAUUCGAAGUUCUACGGAGAUUACUCCUCCUUGUUUGACAACCCACAAGACCCCGAUAAUGGCAGCCUGCAAGAGCCAGAGGCUGACCUGGAAGAGGCGUUCCUGGCCGGACAAGGCAGCUUCAAACUGGAGGGCUCCUGGCUGAAGCUGCGCCAGUUCCACGGGCUGCUGGUCAAGCGUUUCCACUGUGCCAAGCGCAACAGCAAGGGCAUCUUCUCCCAGAUCCUGCUGCCCGCCUUCUUCGUCUGUGUCGCCAUGACGGUGGCCCUCUCUGUCCCGGAAAUAGGUGACCUGCCUCCCCUCAUCCUUUCGCCUUCCCAGUACCACAAUUACACCCAGCCCAGAGGCAACUUCAUCCCCUACGCCAAUGAGGAACGUGGCAACCAGCUGGAGUCCUUGGGCUGGGAAAGUUCUCCUCUUCCUCCUCCUAUUAGCCAGCCAUCGCCAGACGCCAGUGCCCAGCAGCUGGUGAGCACCUUCUACCUGCCCUCCGGCAUCGGGGCCACCUGUGUGCUCAAGUCGGCCUUCAACAGCACGCUGGACCAGCAGGUCCAGUCCCUGAACCUCAACAGCAACGAGUCCAAGAUGUUGGCGGCCAAGUACUUUGAUGCCAUGUGCCUGGACUCCUUCACCCAGGGCCUGCCCCUCUCCAACUUCGUGCCGCCCCCUCCGUCCCCGGCCCCCUCCGACUACCCCUUCUCUCUGGACGAGGACUUGCUGCGGGCCUGGAACUUCACCACUUUCCCGCCCACGGUUAAAGAGAUGGUCACCUCCACCCCGGCCCAGCCCAGCAUCGUCCACGAACCCAUCAGGUGCACCUGCUCCAUGCAGGGCACUGGCUUCUCCUGCCCCAGCGGGGUAGGGGGGCACCCUCCCCAGAUGAAGGUGGUGACGGGGGACAUACUGGUGGACAUCACGGGGCGCAACGUCUCCGAGUAUCUGCUCUACACAUCGGACCGCUUUCGGCUGCACAGGUAUGGAGCGGUAACGUUCGGCAACAUCCAGAGAUCCAUCCCGGCCUCUUUUGGGGACAACGCGCCCCCGAUGCUCCGGAAAAUUGCUGUCCGCAGCACUGCCCAGGUGUACUACAACAACAAAGGAUACCACAGCAUGCCCACCUACCUCAAUGCCCUCAACAAUGCCAUCCUCCGUGCCAACCUGCCCAGCAGCAGAGGCAACCGCGCAGCCUAUGGCAUCACUCUGACCAACCAUCCCAUGAACAAGACCAGCGCCAGCCUUUCUCUGGAUUACCUCCUGCAAGGCACCGACGUGGUCAUCGCCAUCUUCAUUAUCGUGGCCAUGUCCUUCGUGCCGGCCAGUUUCGUCGUCUUUCUGGUGGCCGAGAAGUCCACCAAAGCCAAGCACCUCCAGUUCGUCAGUGGCUGCGACCCCGUCAUCUACUGGCUGGCCAACUACGUCUGGGACAUGCUCAACUACCUGGUGCCAGCCACUUGCUGCAUCAUUAUUCUCUUCGUCUUCGACCUGCCGGCUUACACCUCUCCCACCAACUUCCCCGCGGUGGUCGCCCUCUUCCUGCUCUAUGGGUGGUCCAUGACGCCCAUCAUGUACCCAGCCUCCUUCUGGUUCGAGGUGCCCAGCUCGGCCUACGUCUUCCUCAUCGUCAUCAACCUCUUCAUCGGCAUCACGGCCACCGUGGCCACUUUCCUCCUGCAGCUUUUUGAGCACGACAAGGACCUGAAGGUGGUAAACAGCUACUUAAAAAGCUGCUUCUUGAUCUUCCCCAACUACAACCUGGGCCACGGACUCAUGGAGAUGGCUUACAAUGAGUACAUCAACGAAUACUACGCAAAGAUCGGGCAAUUUGACAAGAUUAAGUCUCCCUUUGAGUGGGACAUCGUGACCAGGGCUUUAGUCGCCAUGACGGUGGAAGGCUUUGUCGGCUUCUUUAUCACCAUCAUGUGCCAGUACAACUUUCUCCGAAAACCACAGCGAUUUCCCGUCUCCACUAAACCCAUUGAAGACGAUGUGGAUGUGGCCACCGAGCGGCAGCGAGUUCUGCGUGGGGACGCCGACAAUGACAUGCUCAAGCUUGAGAAUCUCACCAAGGUGUACAAAUCGCGCAGGAUUGGGCGCAUUCUGGCCGUGGACCGGCUGUGUAUGGGUGUCCGGCCGGGGGAGUGUUUCGGCUUGCUGGGCGUCAACGGGGCAGGGAAAACCACCACCUUCAAGAUGCUGACGGGGGACGAGACCACCACCAACGGCGAGGCCUUCAUUAACGGGCACAGCAUCCUGAAGGAGCUUCUGCAGGUCCAACAGAGCCUGGGCUACUGUCCGCAGUUCGACGCCCUUUUCGACGAGCUGACGGCCCAGGAGCACCUUGAGCUGUACACACGGCUGCGUGGCAUCCCGUGGAAGGAUGAGGAGAGGGUGGUCAAGUGGGCGCUGAGCAAACUGGAGCUGGCUAAAUGCGCCAACAAGCCCGCCAGCACCUUCAGCGGCGGCAACAAGAGGAAACUGUCCACUGCCAUUGCGCUGAUAGGCUACCCUGCCUUCAUUUUCCUGGAUGAGCCCACCACGGGCAUGGACCCGAAGGCUCGGCGCUUCCUCUGGAACCUCAUCUUGGACAUCAUCAAGACGGGCCGCUCCGUGGUUCUGACCUCGCACAGCAUGGAGGAGUGUGAGGCCCUCUGCACGCGGCUGGCCAUCAUGGUGAACGGGCGCCUCAAGUGCCUGGGCAGCAUCCAGCACCUGAAGAACCGGUUUGGGGAUGGCUACAUGAUCACCGUCAGGACCAAGUCCAGCCUGAACGUGAAGGAAGUGGCUCAGUUCUUCAGCCGGAACUUCCCGGAGGCCGUCCUCAAGGAGAGGCACCACACCAAGGUCCAGUACCAGCUGAAGUCGGAGCACAUCUCGCUGGCCCAGGUCUUCAGCAAGAUGGAGCAAGUGGUGGAUGUCCUGGGCAUUGAGGACUACUCCGUCAGCCAGACCACGCUGGACAAUGUGUUUGUGAAUUUUGCCAAGAAGCAGAGCGACAACCUGGAGCAGCAGGAGAGCCUCCUGUCCUGCCCCAUAGAGUCCCCUCUGCAGCGCCUCCUGAGCCUCCUGCGGCCCCGUGGGGCCCCGACGGAGCUGCGCACCAUGGUGGGGGAGGAGCCCGAGGACCUGGAAACGGAUGACGAGGGGCUGAUCAGCUUUGAGGAGGAGAGGGCUCAGCUCUCCUUCAACACGGACACCCUCUGCUGAAAACGGAGGGGACGCAGCCCCCACCCUUGGCUGGGCAGCCACUCGCCCCUUCCCGCUUGGUGGCUGCGGGAUGUCCUGGAGGUGGCGAGAGGAGGCAUUGCCCGAGCUUUUGACCUGUGUGACCUCCAGGAUGGAACUGGCCUUGUGCCAUUUUGCAGAUGGCCAAGGACUGGACACGGCACAGUCCGGCUGCGUGAGAAGACUUGGGGUGGGGCGUUUACACAGAGGAGCAGCUGCCUCCGCACCCCGCUGGAACCCCACAGUUUUGGGCAUUCUUCCUCGGAGAGACUGCACUCUGCUGUGCCACACUGCCUCUUCUGCCAGGCUGAGCCAGAUCUGACUGUGGAGGACGGCUGGCUGUGCUGGGGUGGACGACUGGGCACCCUCAGCCUUUCCGGCCAAAGGGAAGCAGGAAAGCCGAGGGGAGCGGAUCCUCCUGAACAAGUCUCUGGAUUGCGUCAGGGCGUACCUCCCUCCUCUUUGCCCCCCUCUCUCAGCCCAGGGACCAGAGCCCCCUGCCAGCUGCAUGAAGGCUUGGGAAGGGCUGGGCAUCUGGGCAUCCUGCUCAGAAGGAAGCUAGCCCCCCCUCCAACCCAAAAGCAGCCCAAGGAGCAUCCGUUUCCUCUAACCAGGCUUGGAGUUUUUUGCUUCCGAAUCUCCUUUUUAAAGCAUCAAGUAACCCUCUGAAAGGCUCCCAGAGGGAGCCACUCCCCUUUGGCUGUGGGGCCGGAGCUUUCCACUCCUCUGCUUGUGUUCUAACUUGGCAUGGCAUUAAUCGGAAGCAUCCAGUGGGAUCGCGAGGGUCUUUCAAGAGCUCUCAGGCACGGAGGCCCCAUUACACAACGAGUCACUGCUGGAGAAGCGGUGCACCCAAGAGGAGCCGGGAGGGGCCUCUCCAGCAGCUUCUGGAAUUGCCCCAGAUGUGUGGGACUCCAACUCCUGAUGCCCCAGCAGGUGGCUUGGGACGAUGGGAGCUGUAGUCUGAAAUGCAAGGUGGGGCUGCAGAAACCUGAUCCAUGGUGCAGCCCGUCCUUUCCUGGUGGGGAAGGGCAACCCCCCCCUUGGCUGUCCUGUUUGCACCGACCUCCAGAGAAGCCAAAGGCCAGCAGGGGCUCCCCCAAAUGAAGAGGAGGGGGUGCUGGAAGACCCGGAGGAGACAUCUUUGGGGCCAGAGCGAGGAUGGCUUCCUUCUCAACUCGGCAGCAGCGAGACGGCUUCUUAGCACAGAACGAGUGUAAAUUGUAUUUUGAGGAAGAGGAUGGUUUUAGACAGAUUGCAUCAGUUUAUUUUCGGCUUAGCAAGCACAAUGUUUUUAAUUUAUUGGAGCGCUGGGGAGGGGGUGUGAAUGAGAGUGUGUGAAACUGAUUGGGACUGUGCUGGGCUCUCUCUCCCCACAACAGCUGUGGGGCUUUGCUGGUCCUCUUUCUGGGUCCCCCAGGAUGGGGCUGGAAAUGGGCCCUGGACAUCCGGCACAAAGGGAGGCAUCGGGCCACCUGCAAAGAGAAGCCGGCUUGGAGGACUCUCUGGCGAGCCGGGGCCCCCUUGGCCGGGGUCUUCUUGGCCCCUCUGGCCCUUUUCUCUGCCCCGAGCCCUGGCUGGGAGUGCUGAGCCCCCCUGGAGCAGCUUGCUCUCUUUGCAAGGAGCCUGUACGUUGCUGGAACCAGAAAAGCCAAUGUGAAAAAUAAUAAAUUUAUUGUUUUAAUAAAAAAGUGAUAAUAACGGCA
This is a messenger RNA of Pantherophis guttatus, 9378 nucleotides long. The record is from RefSeq and is a predicted model, not a curated record. Lineage: Eukaryota; Metazoa; Chordata; Lepidosauria; Squamata; Colubridae.